Molecule: messenger RNA, 1381 nt
Organism: Cuscuta campestris
Lineage: Eukaryota; Viridiplantae; Streptophyta; Magnoliopsida; Solanales; Convolvulaceae
Source: the annotation of a GenBank genome assembly
AAAUCUCUUAAUUUUGAACCAAAAAACUUUAAACAAAUACUAGAACAAUGUCCUUUCACAUGAAGCCAAUCAACAAGAAUAUGUCACCUGUAAAUUUGCUAGCCCAAAGUAUAUGGAGAAACGAUGCAGAAGGGGCCGAUCCGUAGAGGAAGAAGAAGAAGACAACUCCGAAGCCCAGGAGGUGUCCUUCUUCCACUGUGCCCCUCUCAUCUUCCCCUACUUGCAACCCUCCGAUCUCGCCGCCGUCUCAUCCACAUGCAGAUCCUCCCGUCGAAUCUCCGGCGCCGUUACUUCCACUAGAAUCUCCGAUGCAUCUAGAACCUUCGAGAAUUCCGCCAUCCCUUUCAUCAACGCCGUCGACUCGCAGCCCUACGCACACUUCCUGUACACCCCGGUUCAGUCUCUGCCUUCCGCCGGCGUAGCUCAGUCCUGGGGAGGUCCGGCCGAUGGGCCGGGUCGGGCGCGUCCGGAUCCGUUCCUGUUCAGAGUCGAGGGUGCCCGCGGGUGCGACUGCCGCCGGGGCUGCGGCGGCGGUUCGGGAUGCCCGUGUUGGGACUCGGCCGCCGAGUUUCCGAGUCGGGAGUGUGGUCCCAGCUGUGGCUGCUUCUCGGAUUGCGGGAAUCGGUUGACUCAAAAUGGCGUUUCUGUGAGGCUGAAAAUCGUUAAGGAUAAGAGGAAAGGAUGGAGCUUGCGGGCUGGGGAGAUGAUUCCUAAAGGCAAGUUCAUCUGCGAGUAUGCUGGGGAACUUGUGACAACUGCAGAAGCAAGAGCCCGGUUCAGACAGUACGAUGACACUCCAUCAAGAACAAGCCGGCAUUUUUGUUCUGCCCUUCUGGUUGUGAAGGAGCAUCUACCGUGCGGGAACGCGUGCAUGAGGAUGAACAUUGAUGCCACCAAAACAGGAAACAUUGCGCGUUUCAUCAACCACUCGUGUGACGGAGGGAACCUCUGUGCUGCCAUAGUGCGAAGCUCUGGAGCUCUGCUUCCCCGUGUUUGCUUCUUUGCUUCCAUGGAGAUACAAGAAGAUGAAGAGCUCAGUUUCAGCUAUGGGGAUGUCGCGCUUGAUCUUCCUCCCAAGGGCUCCCUGUGCUUUUGUGGCAGCCCUUCAUGUUUAGGGGUCCUCCCUUCAGAGCAUACAUGAGAGUAUACUCCGUAUAACUCUAUACCCUUCACAUAGAUCACCUUCAAGUACUGUGUGAACAAGAAUGGCUGAUGUAUUUGAUGGGGUGUACAUUUGGAUUGGAUUCAUAUGGUAAAGUUGAUUUUGGAUUUUGGAGUGAAAGUGUUUUUGAAUGGGGUGAUUCUGGUGUCCAGAAUGUAAACUGAUAUUGAUUGUGUAUUUGGUUAGUGAUUUUAAAGUUAGAUUCAGUUAGACUUGUUG